AUGGCUGGAGGCCAUCCCAAGAAGAAGUCAAAGAAUGUAUCAGGUCUCUGCAAUCAACACCAGCAGCAGCCCUUCAACAUUAAUCACCAGCCAGCUGACUUACCUAAUGCAGAAGAUGUCAGUGAUGACUCCGAAACUGGCUGCUGGCAGAUGGAAGUCUAUGGGAUGAAACCACAAGGGUACAGAAGUGAGUUUGAUGGGGACAAGUCAGAUAUCAGUGAGGAAGAUACAGGGGAGGGUUUGGAUGAUGAGGAGUUCUGCAGGAGAUUGGAUGAGAUGGCUGAGCAGGAGGAUGACAAGGACUGUGAUUGGAUUCCAUAA
Molecule: messenger RNA, 321 nt
Organism: Pisolithus orientalis
Lineage: Eukaryota; Fungi; Basidiomycota; Agaricomycetes; Boletales; Pisolithaceae
Exons: 1
Coding region: 1-321 (106 amino acids)
Source: RefSeq, a predicted model, not a curated record